AUGAGUGGCCGAUUCUCACGCACAAUUUAUGUUGGGAACCUGCCUCUGGAUAUAAGAGAAUGGGAAGUUGAAGAUCUUUUUUAUAAGUAUGGGCGUAUAUUGGACAUAGAAUUAAAGAUUCCACCUCGUCCUCCUUGUUAUUGUUUUGUUGAGUUUGCAAAUGCUCGUGAUGCUGAAGAUGCAAUUAGAGGACGUGAUGGCUAUAAUUUUGAUGGUUGUCGCCUGAGGGUUGAGCUUGCUCAUGGGGGUCGAGGACAAUCAUCCUCUGGUGAUCGUCGUGGCAGCAGCAAUAGCAAUGGGCGUUCUGGUCUUUCUCGACAUUCUGAGUAUCGAGUUAUUGUUCGACAGCUACCAUCAUCUGCAUCUUGGCAAGAUCUUAAGGAUCAUAUGCGCAAGGCUGGUGAUGUAUGUUUUGCUGAGGUUUCACGUGAUAGCAAGGGGACAUUUGGUCUUGUUGACUAUACCAACUAUGACGACAUGAAAUAUGCUAUAAGAAAGCUUGAUGACACUGAGUUCAGAAAUCCAUGGGCAAAGACUUAUAUUAGGGUAAGGAAGUACGAAAAUAGCCCUUCCAGAAGUCCAAGUAGGAGCCGCAGUAGAAGCAGAAGCAAAUCUUUGGAGCGAUCUGUAUCAAGAUCACCCUUCAAAAUCUAGGUCAGCAUCUCCAGAUGAGCCAGCAAGGUCAAGGACAAGGUCAAGAUCUAGGUCAAAGUCGGAAUCACCGGCUCCGGGCCAGAGUCCAUGAGUCAAAUCACAAUUCCAUUCUGGGUGUUGCUGGAAUUUAGAAGGGGAGUUAUUAAGAGUUGUUAUGGGGAUGAAAUGUUUUUAGGAAGUUGUUUUUGGAUUUGGAUGAUAAGACGAUUAGAUGCUUAAACCACCUCUUCAAAUCUGUCAGGCUGUUGGUCAUGUUUCUGUAUAGAGGCUCACAAAACCUGGCCUUGGUUAUUGGUUAAUCAUGUCCUGCGACAUUCGUUUUUUUUUAGACAAUUACCUAGAAAAAAUUAACCAAUUUUCUACUCUAAUCAAAUCGGU
Lactuca virosa is the source of this 1032-nucleotide messenger RNA. The record is from the annotation of a GenBank genome assembly. Lineage: Eukaryota; Viridiplantae; Streptophyta; Magnoliopsida; Asterales; Asteraceae.